ACAUCAGUCAUUCCAGCGCUCCUCGCCUAUCCUCAUCACUGCACCCCUGAACUUGCACUCCCCCCUCUCUAGCCCUAUUGCCCCUCACCCAGUACCUGCUGACCCCAAGUAUUGCCUGUUUAAUUCCUGUCCUUCCCAAUACCCCACAGCCUGCCCCCCUUAUACCCCACAGCCUGCCCCCCUUAUACCCCACAGCCUACCUCCCUUAUACCCCACACCCUGUCCCCUAUUUGCCCAAUACCCCAGUGACUGCCCCAUACACCCCACCAAUUCCUUUUUGCACUGCAGUCCAGCACCCAUCGCAUACUCAGCACCCCCUUAGCUGCUGGACUGCAAGCUGCACUUUUAGCAUCACCCCUCUGCCCCAUGGUCUGUGGACCCGAUACUAGCCCCUGACCCCCUUUUCCCCUAGCCCCCAGUUCUGGUUCCCAUGGGUGACAGUCAGAGCCGGUGAUUCUGAUAUUAAGACUCACAAUGGAGAGCGUCCCGCAGGACAGGAACUUCCACAGCCCCUUCCUGGAGCUUGAGGACUUCACCGAGGCAGAUUUCAUGAGCAAUGUGCACUUCUCAGAAGCUCUGGAUGACUUCUCCAGCGAAUUAUUUAACAGUUUUUUCGAUGACCCUCCUCUGCUGGAUCGAGAUUCUUUGCUGGACAUGGACGUCGAGAGUCCAGCACCAGCCAUCCAAGUGGAGCAUAGCUAUUCAUUGAGUGGAGACUCAGCCCCCCAGAGCCCUGCUCUCACUAUCAAGGAAGAAGAUGAAGAAAGUGAACCCAGCAGUGCCGUCUGGGCGCUGGAGCAUGAGCUGUGCUCGUUACUGGUGAAGCAGGAGCAUGGUAUGACGCCACAGGGAGAACCAUCUCAGAGCAGCACGGUCGUGGAACAGGCACAGGGGUCUACGAUCCAGCCUGAUGAAGAGAAUGAUACCAGAACUCCAAUACCGCACAUAAAGGCAGAACCAGGGGUCCCAAACCACUUCUUAAAUGUUCCAGGAGAGGUUUUGGCAAUGAUGCCUCUCACUCCGCCAAGCAGCCACAGCAGUGACAGUGAUGGAUCUCAGAGCCCCCGAUCGUUACCGCCACCCAGUCCAGCACGCCCUGCUCCACGCUCCUCACACGCGAUCUCCUCAUCACCCCUACUCACUGCUCCCCACAAGCUUCAAGGCACUUCAGGACCUCUGAUGCUGACAGAGGAGGAGAGGCGCACAUUGGUUGCUGAGGGGUACCCCAUCCCCACCAAACUACCCCUCACUAAGACGGAGGAAAAGGCUCUGAAGAGGGUGCGCAGGAAAAUCAAGAACAAGAUCUCAGCCCAGGAAAGUCGACGGAAGAAAAAGGAAUACGUGGAAUGUUUGGAGAAGAAGGUAGAAUCCUUCACAUCACAGAACAGUGAGUUGUGGAAAAAAGUGGAGACGCUGGAGAAUGCCAACAGGUCUCUGCUGCAGCAGCUACAGAAGCUCCAGGCUCUGGUUACAGGGAAGAUGCCACGGCCCUGCAAAUUGGCCGCAACACAAACAGGAACCUGCCUCAUGGUUGUGGUGCUUUGCUUCCUUCUUGCCUUUGGUUCCAUAAUUCCAUCCCUGCCAGAAUUUUCUUCAGGGUCUCAGACAGUGAAAUCAGCCCCUAUGUUGACACCCGAUCUAUACACCCUCAGCCAGAUCCGCUCCCGAAAUCUCCUGUCCUACGAUGAGGGGAUUGGGUCCACACAGGAUGAAUCAAGUUCAGUUUUGGGGAUCCAGGACAGAGGAAGUUGGACUCCAGACGCAGCAGCUCUCAGCAGGCACACGGAGAACACGGCCCACGAGAGAGAAAAGUACCUGGGAGGAAGAGAUCAAGAGAACCAGACAGACAGAGGAUUCACGAGGCCGAAGGAGGGGGACAGAAGCUCUGAAUUCUUGUAGGGGUCGGGGCAGAGGGAGAGGGUUUGGAAGCUGAACAUUCCAGGAAGGCUGCGGGGAAGUCUGGAUUCAGACGCUAUGGAACUAUGGCAAUUCUACAGAAGAUUUCAUCUCAGUCGAGUCUGCUAGAGCCACAGCGGCGGAAGCAUGUGCAGGGCCGCAGAGCGUAGAGACUCGCUAUGCAAGACGCUCUGCGUGGAUCUGGCACAUCUGCCCGACCUGUGCCCAUUCUGGCAAAAACAGCAGGAGGGGAGCGAUCGGUGGACGCGGUAUAGAACCAGCAGAGCGUGUUAUGUAUUCUUACAAUAUUACUUCAUUUGCUGCAUCGAAAAGCAUUGACGUGGGAGACCCCUCGCUGCCAGAUGGGACUGUAGUUCUCUGAAGCCCACCGUUACUCCUACAGCAAGCUUUGUGACAAUAAGCCCUGUUUUCAGAUUGUGAAGGACUCGUGGCUAUACACAAGGAUCAACCCUGCAUGUUUUAUUUUUGAGUCUGGAGCCCUCUCCCUACCGCUGUCCUUGUACAGACCACAUCUGUUUUCUGAAGACAAUUUCUUUAUUAACGCAAGCUUUAUAUGCAUGGGAGGCCCUUUUUUUUCUCCUCUCAUUUCUGCUCUCUGCCAGCUUCAAUUAAGCAAAAUGAAAUUAAAAAAAAAAAUAGCAUCAGCAAAA
Spea bombifrons (plains spadefoot toad) is the source of this 2567-nucleotide messenger RNA. It is a transcript of the gene CREB3L1, whose product is annotated as cAMP responsive element binding protein 3 like 1. NCBI's taxonomy places the organism in Eukaryota, Metazoa, Chordata, Amphibia, Anura, Pelobatidae. Gene Ontology annotation, molecular function: DNA-binding transcription factor activity, RNA polymerase II-specific; cAMP response element binding. Gene Ontology annotation, biological process: regulation of transcription by RNA polymerase II. The record is from RefSeq and is a predicted model, not a curated record. The transcript is spliced from 12 exons. Bases 475 to 1899 code for a protein of 474 amino acids.